AAUAUCGACAAAUUAUACCUGAAAUUUACGCUCUUUCUUCUCUCUGUUCAACCUUUUUCCUCCCCCGAGAGAGAUGGAACCCGACCCAUUUCUUUUUUCGAUCGAAGAGUUUGUUCCCAUGUCGCUGUAGAGAAACCCACCAACCCUUUAAUUGAGCACCGUAGGAUCUUCUUUCUGAUGAGCUGUUGCGUUGGUUGAGCCUCUGAUUGAGGGCGGGAAGAGUAUUUUAAGUGUUUUUUCUUUGGUCGUGUUUUUUAAAACUAUUUUUGUUGGGAGUUUUUGAAAGAAAAAAAGGCUGGUGAUGGGCCAUGGCCAAUCCACAUUGCAACAACCACUUUUAUUCCCUCGGCUUUGCCUUCAUCUUUACUACUACGACUUCAGAAAGCUGGAACAGUUGUCUACUCCGUUCUCUUUCAAAAUCGUAGUGGAUAUGCAUUAGAAGUUCACAACAGUUUCUUCCUUGAUUCCUUCUGGAGCUUUUUCUCUGGCACUUUAUUAUUGAAAAUGGGCUCUGGAGAUUGGUUUAAGACGGUAAUUCGCUUGAAGAAAGUAAAAACCAGCAGUUCAAAACAAGUUAAGAAAUCAUCAUCUGCAGAGAAAUCAAAUAAUCUGCAAAAAGAUUCCUCGAGGUUUAAAAAUGGCGGUACUAAUGGGAAUCGUAAGUCUCUUCGUUUGCCAAUUGAAGAUGUAGCUGCAGUUCGGAUUCAGACAGCAUAUCGAGCAUAUUGUGCUAGGAAAAAUUUACGUCGACUGAAAGGAACUGUGAGACUGCAGAAUCUGACUCAAGGCUAUUCUGUUAGAAAGCAUGCUACAUCUACAUUAGACUAUCUUCAUUCAUGGAGCAAUAUACAGGCUCAAGUUAGGGCCCGUCGACUUUAUAUGGUGACAGAAGGACGACAAAGACAAAAGAGAUUAGAGAAUCAACGAAAACUUGAGGCUAAGCUUCAUGAUAUAGAGGUGGAGUGGUGUGGCGGUGCAGAAACCAUGGAGGAGAUUCUUUCAAGGAUACACGAGAGAGAAGAAGCAGCUGUUAAGCGUGAGCGUGCUAUGGCAUAUGCAUUCUCACAUCAGUGGAGGGCAAAUUCCAGUGAGAUCUAUGGGUUGGGCAAAGAUGAACUUGGUAAAACAGAUUGGGGUUGGAGCUGGAAAGAACGAUGGAUAGCUGCUCGUCCAUGGGAAAGCCGUGUACCGUCUCAGUUAGUUAGUCCAAAGAAGUCGACAAUUAGGCAGUCGAGCAAAGUCGGUAAGAAGAUAAACUCACCAUCUCCGAGAGCACGAGUUUUGGUUAAACCUCCUUCCCCGAAUGGGAAAUCAACUCCAAAGGCUCGGAGGUUGUCUUAUCCAGCUGCCGAGAAAACCGAGAAAUCAGCUACAGAAGAAAAAGGCAAUAAAGGUGGUGAAGGGAACACAAAGAAGAAAGAAGAAACAGUGUCAUAAUCGACGCCAUUUGUAGACUGCAAAUUGUGUUCAUAUUUUUAUCAAGGAAAAAAACAUAAAGAUGAAGAAGCCAUUUGUUUUCUGUAUGUCAUUUCUGAAGAUGUUCAUUCAUGGAGUGGUGUGAGGUAAUGUAUUUUUGGCAUGCAGACUGACCCCAUGUCAUAUUAUUUUCUUACAUUUCCUUCCCUUUUUUCCUGCUUUGUAUAUUUGAAAGAAGAAGAAAGACAGUAUUACAUAAAUUAUAAUGUA
Momordica charantia (bitter melon) is the source of this 1686-nucleotide messenger RNA. It is a transcript of the gene IQD9, whose product is annotated as IQ-domain 9. NCBI's taxonomy places the organism in Eukaryota, Viridiplantae, Streptophyta, Magnoliopsida, Cucurbitales, Cucurbitaceae. The record is from RefSeq and is a predicted model, not a curated record.